CAGCUCAGGAAAUAGCAAGUGGUGUGUUAGCAGCCCCUGACUUCCAGGUCGCUGAUCCUCCCGCCCAUGUCAGACCCAGACCUCUGGAGGCAAACAGAGGACGUGCAAGCGGAGGAGACGAAGGGAGUGAAGGAAAGAGGAAAGAGUGGGGGUACGGCGGAGGUGAGAAGCGUCUAGGGCCCCACAUCUCUGAGGAAGAAGAGAGAGGGUGACCUGGGAUGCUCUCCCCACUCCCACUCCUCUCGCUUUCCCGGGGUUCUGCCCCAUUCGGCCUCCAACCUGGCGGGGCUGGGGGCGGCGCCGAGGUGAAUGAAUAAUUGAAAGGGAGAGAAGGAAGAGGAGGAGGGUGAGGAAGAAGUGCAGGAGGAGGAAGAGGAGGAGGCGGGAGCCGCCCGAACAGGGUCCUCCCCGCUCGGCACCCCACCCCCUCCGCCGCCCGGAAGUCGAUCCCCGCCUCCUGCUCCGCCAACAUGGCCGCGAAGUCUGAUGGAGCGGCGGCCGCCGCCGGCCCGGGGCCGGAGGGGGCGGCUGGCGGAGCCCGCGGUGGUGCGGGCGGGCGCGGGGAGGCGCCGGCGGCGGCGGCCGGGGGGCACGGGGUGGCUGGGGCCGGAGCCCCCGGGCCGCGCUACGAGCUGCGGGACUGCUGCUGGGUGUUGUGCGCGCUGCUCGUGUUCUUCUCCGACGGCGCCACGGACCUGUGGCUGGCGGCCUCCUACUACCUGCAGGGUCAGCACACCUACUUCAGCCUCACGCUGCUCUUCGUGCUCCUGCCUUCGCUGGUGGUGCAGUUGCUCAGUUUCCGCUGGUUCGUCUACGAUUACUCCGAGUCUGCGGGGGCCCCUGGACCCGCCGUCAGCACCAAGGACAGCGGCACCGGGGGCCCCGGCGUCAGCACCAAGGACAGUGUCGUCGCCUUUGGGACCAAAGACUGCAGUCCAGAGCCCGGGCCCCGGCCCGCGCCCUCCUCUGCGCGCACCUACCGCCGCCGCUGCUGCCGCCUCUGUGUCUGGCUUCUGCAGACCCUUGUCCACCUCCUGCAGCUCGGCCAGGUCUGGAGGUACUUACGCACCAUGUAUCUGGGGCUGCAGAGCCGGUGGCGUGGAGAGCGGCUGCGGCGCCACUUCUACUGGCGUAUGCUGUUCGAGAGCGCGGACGUAAGCAUGCUGCGGCUGCUGGAGACCUUCCUGCGCAGCGCCCCGCAGCUGGUGUUGCAGCUCAGCCUCCUGGUGUAUCAGGGCGGCCAGCCCGACCUGCUGUCUGCCCUCUCCACCUCUGCCUCACUCGUGUCUCUGGCCUGGACGCUGGCCUCCUACCAGAAGGUGCUGCGGGACUCUCGGGAUGAUAAGCGGCCACUGUCCUACAAGGGUGCUGUGGCCCAGGUCCUGUGGCACCUGUUCACCAUUGCUGCCCGCAGCCUGGCCUUUGCACUCUUUGCCAGCGUCUACAAACUCUACUUUGGCAUCUUCAUUGUGGCCCACUGGUGUGUCAUGACCUUCUGGGUCAUCCAGGGAGAGACAGACUUCUGCAUGUCCAAAUGGGAGGAGAUCAUCUACAACAUGGUGGUGGGCAUCAUCUACAUCUUCUGCUGGUUCAAUGUCAAGGAGGGCCGCAGUCGCCGCCGCAUGACCCUUUACUACUGCAUAGUCCUGCUGGAGAAUGCCGCACUCACAGGCUUCUGGUACUCCAGCCGCAACUUCUCCACAGACUUCCACUCACUCAUCCUGGUAUGCGUGGUGGCCUCUAGCUUCGCUCUGGGCAUAUUCUUCAUGUGUGUCUACUACUGCCUCCUGCACCCCAAUGGGCCCAUGCUGGGCCCCCAGGCACCUGGCUGCAUCUUCCCCGAGGCCCCAGGGCCUUGUGGCCCACCAGCCGAGCCUGUCACAAGUCCCCCACGGUCCCUGCCAAGAACUACAGGAGCUGAGAGGGAAGGGGCCUCAGUGGGGGGUGACCGUGCAGGGACCCCCACACCACCUGUCUUCCAGGUACGUCCAGGCUUGCCUCCCACACCAGUGUCCCACACCUUGCGGACAGAGGGUCCUGUCAUUCGGAUUGACCUGCCUCGAAAGAAGUACCCUGCAUGGGAUGCUCAUUUUAUUGACCGGCGCCUCCGGAAGACUAUUCUGGCACUGGAGUACUCCUCACCCGCUACACCCCGGCUGCAGUACCGGAGCAUGGGGACCUCCCAGGAGCUGCUGGAGUAUGAGACCACAGUGUAGGUCACAGGCUCCCCCUAAAAGGGAUGGGCUUGGCUGACCCCACAUUGACCAGUAUUGUGCCCAGAAUGUCAGGGCCACCAGGCUAAGGAGCUACAUCUGUUGGUCCAAGGGUAGAGUGGCCCCACCAUGAGUUCCUUUCAGGGCAGAGGGUAAGAGGGUACCCUGAUGGAAACCCAGCCCUAGGCCCUGUUUUCAGCCUGUGGCCCAUUUCCUAAAUUCCCUGUGUCAGGGUCCAGGGAAUCAACUGGUGCUACACUCCCUGAGCUGCCCCACUCUCAAGAGGCUGACAUACCGUGGCUAAUUAUGGGAGCCACCACACCCUGUCUCCCACCUGGAAUUGCCCACAUGUCAACCCCUGGUGGAUUGCCAGAGAAGGGGCAUUGUCUGGGAUCCAUGACCUAAGCCAAGUUCUCCUCGUGGUGGUAUGGAGGUUGAGUUGUCCCUGUGGUGGGCAGAGAUUUGAGAAGGAUGAAGGAGGCUGUGGAAGAUGUGGGAUGAGGUUGAAGCUUCUGGUGGACAAAGUUGUUACAACUCCAAGUGGGCUCCAAGAUCUGGAGUUGGACAAGAGGGGAACUGAAAGAGGGAGUUGGGGUGGGUGGGAAGUUAGGGGGUGGGGGGCUAACAGUGCUGAAGAUAGACAGGAGGAAAACCCCUAAGACAUCUGGCAGGUCCAGGCUGGCAGAGAUAGCAGAUAGCAGUCUUGAGGGAGGGGAACCUUAGAUCCAGAGCACAGAGAAUGUUCUUUGAUAAAAAACCAACUCCUCAGUAGACACACUCUAUUGUGGACUCUUAUGGAUGAGGUUCCAGACACCUAAGGUAAAAUGCUUCAAGGAGCCAGUCUUUGUUUCAGAUGAGCAUCUGGAACAUUCCUUCUAGAUAAAACCUUGAAUGUCUAGAAGAUACUCUGGGCUCAAUCAUAGAUGGAGUUCUAGCACAUUUAGCAGAGCAACUGUUCUAGGGAGGCACUCUUAAUUCUAGAUUAAGUUCUGUAUAGCUGAUACAAUGUCACCCUGGAGAGUCACUCUGAUCUAGAUUCUGUUAUAAGGGUAAGGAUGCUAACACCACACUGUUCUUUCUUGGGGGAUAGGUGGAGUUCUAGUUCCUACCAUGAUAAUAAGAAAGAGGUCUCUAGAAUCCAGUAUAAGUAGAACAUUCUAGAAAUGGACACCCCAGUUCCGGACUUCUGGGGUUUACAGGAAUUCUCUGCCCCUGUCCAUUUUGGUUCAUAGCCAUCUUCCCAAGAGGAAAUUGUCUUCAGAACCCCUGAGACAUUUCAACUGCCAACUGGUUUCCAGCUGGUAAUGAUCAACAGGGAUGUGACAUGAGCCUGGCUCUCAGCCGUCCGUCCUACAGAUGCAGCUCCCUGGGGGCAACAGCUGGGAAAACUGUUUUGCUUCAGAUCCAACAGUCCUCCAAGGACCCUGUAGCACAUUCCCACAGCCUGAACAUCCUGAGGUGUCCGUGGGACCACUCACCCAGGGUCCCCUUUCCCCACCAGGACAACCAGUUCUGGAUAGGGUAGGGGAGUAUGGGAGCAGGGAAGCAGGCAGUUCUGUGGGAUGAUGGAACAGAGCCCUUAGGCAGAGGUUGAAUAACCCCUUUGCCACACUCCCUUUUCUAAAUGAGGUGCAUUCACAGUAAAGGUACAGCAAGCCAUGUCAAAGGUAGAUACAGACCUAGGCUAGAGGUGAGGUGGGCCAGGGGAAUCCCACACUAUGCAAAUUAUGAGGGCACUUAGCCUUCUCUGCUUCAGCCUCCUUUAGCUGAUAGCUGGGAUACUGAGGCCCAGAGAAUCAGCUAGUUCACAAGUUCCCAAAAUCCUGGCUGUGCUGUCAGAUAGUGAUGGGUUGUAGUGAGUUGCUGAGGAUUCAGGGAAAGGGCAGGACUGCCCACACAUACAGACAUACACGUCUCACCUGUGACACAAGUAAGUCAUUUCCCUCCUGGCACCACAUACCUGGACUGCAAAGACACCCACGCUAGCCAUGAUGGUGUGUGCCUCUCUUGACAAUGCAGAGAACAUGCUUCCUUCCUUUUUCUACUUCUCUCACCCUUAAGAAGCCUCAGGAACUGGCCUCAAGAUUGAUGGGUUAAAGGCUGGCAAGAGGGUUCACCUGGGAGGGUGCCUAGUUUGCGAUGCAUGCAACCCAGGUUCAAGCCCAACCCCCAUGACACCAGGGCAAGCUUCAAUGCUUUGCUGUCUUCCUUCAUCCUUCUGUCUGUCUGUCUGUCUGUCUGUCUGUCUGUCUGUCUGUGUCUGUCUAUAUAAAAAAAUUGUCCUGGAGUAGUGAAGCCCUGGUAAUAACACUAAAAAAGACUGGGGGCUACUGAAUAACUGACUUGGAUAGUGUGCUGCUUGGCCCUAUAUGUGACCCAGGUUUGAGUCCCACCCCCACUGCACAGGAAGAAGUUUCAUUGCUGUGAUCUAUCUAUCUCUACAUUUCUAUCUCUGCCUCUCUGUCUCAAUCUUUCUACCUAGAGGAGAGGAAAAACUGAUAGAUGACAGGGGAUGCCCAAGACUUCCCCAGACCCCUUCUGGUGUGGUCUUCCCUCUUCUUUGUCCUCUACCCAACUCUGUAUUAGAGGCUAAAUUCCAUCACCAUUUUCACACGUCAAAGCCCAAAGUUACAACACAAGAGCCCUGGUCCCAGGUCCAACUGACCAUACUGACUCUAUCAUCCUUGCCCUCUGUUGUUUCACUUAAACUCUUUUCUACAAGAGAGGUAUUAUCAACCCACCUUUUAGAGGAGGAAAUGAAGGCUUACCGAGAUGACAUGAAUGUCUUCCUCAGUGUCCCAGGUGUUCUAGCUGCUCCCAUUCUCCAUUCUAGAAGGAAUAGUUUAACAAUGCCUUCCCUGGGAGCUGGAAGCACAGAAAGCUUUGGGAGCCAGCUGGGAAACUCAAGGGUAAGAAUGGGUCUGGCACUGCUAAGUCAUGGCCUGAGGCUCAGGGAAGCCAUGGUCAUAUGUUUGGACACUGGGACAUUAUUCUAAUUCCAAUCCCCACUUGUUUCAGUCCCAAAAAAACCUUCCUUCCCUCAGAGCCUCUGCCUCCAAGAACAUCUGAGCAUCAGAAAUGGUCACAAGUGCUGGAGAAGAGAGAGUAGGCCCUUGAGGAUUUCAACUUCACCCCGACACUGCCCCCCAGCUUGGAACAUCAUCCCUCCCAGGCUUGAGGUCUCUUUUUUCAUCUUGUCCCUGAAGGUCCCCUUAUUUUACUGGGAUAGAGGAGUUAAACAGGGGAGGGGCACCACCUGUUUUGAGCUGUUGUCUAGCUUCUUCCCUCCCCCUUUUGUUGUCCUUGUUGUUUAUCGGCAUUGUUAUUGCUGUUGUUGUUGGAUAGGACAGAGAGAAAUGGAGAGAGAUGGGGAAGACAGAGGGGGAGAGAAAGAUAGACACCUGCAGACCUGCUUUACUGCUUGUGAGGCGACCCCCCUGUAGGUGGGGAGCUGGGGGCUCAAACCGGAUCCUUAUGGCGGUCCUUGCACUUCUUGUCAUGUGCGCUUAAUCCGCUGUGCCACCACCCAGCUCCCAUGUAUCUUCUUUUCUAUGGCACAAUCUACCUCAGUUGAUCUUUCUUUUCCCAACCAGACUUGGACUGCCUGGUCCCUGCCUCCUGGUCACCAUUUUCUGUCCUGGGUGCUCAUUCCUUCCCCUAAUUCCUGCAGUGUCCUGGUUAGUGAGAGAAAUUUCCAGAACCAUUACCCAGAGGAACCCUUGGGGGCUCCCUAAGCCAGAGAGGGUCAGCGGUUUUCCUAAGAGCACACAGGAAGUCAGUGGCAAAGCUAAGGUUUUCCUGGAGAUGAUAGGGAGUUAAAUUUAAAUUUUGCCAAGAGCAGAAGAGAACAGGCACUCUGGGUAUCAAACAUGCCAGGCCCAACCCUGUCCUUCCCAGUCUCCAGUACUUUACCCACAGAAGACCAGUGUCCUCAUUCCCAGGGUAGAUUUCUAUCACCUAGUUUCCUUGAACGGGCCCCCAGGCUGAUGACUGCUCCCUAAAUCACACCAGGCCAUACACACCCCCAUAGCACAUCCCUCUUCUAAUGUACCAUGUGCCUUGUGACUGUCACUCCAGUUGGACAGCACUCCUCCCCCAGGAGGGUGCCCCUCAACAAGGAAGGCUUUCUCAGUCCCCUCCUCUGCCUCAUUCUUGAGCCUCCCCCAAAUCUGCCUUAUUCCCAGGUAGCUUCUUGCUAUCUCUAGGUCCACAGAGUUUAGUUGCAUCAGAGGAGACAGAAAGGGUGAGACCUAGGGGAUGUCCAGAUCUCAGGAUGGAGGCUGAGAGGUCUGAGGGUAUCCAGGAACGGUCUUGUCUGCACCCCUAGUGCCCUCCUAAAUACUAAAGUCCCACAGGGACUUCCCUGGGAGCUCAGCUAGGCUUGGAGUUCAUGGAAACCUCAGGCAAAAGGGGGAAGGUUUUCUUAGAUAGGGGGAUAUAGACUGAAAUCCAAAUGCCUUCAGAUAAUAAAAUGAGAAAAAUGGAGGUGCUAUACAAUAGGGAGUGGUGGGGACUCUAGUAGACGGAAGAGUCCAUGCCUUGCCUAUAGAUAACUCAAAACAUUUGAACAUUCCUGUGUUGGCCAAGCUAAACUCAUGUGACCCAAAGUCACUAGUUUUGUAUCAAUGGUUCAAAAUGUUUAGAAGGUUCUAGGAAGACCUACAGAGUCUAGAAACCCUUCUGGGGGAACUCAAGGACCGAGGUCCUGGCCCCUGAGACUUCUAUUCCAACCCACAACCUGAGAACUGGCCUCAAUCUGAGAAGGGGGACAAGCCUGACUGACUUUAGGGUCCCUGAUUUGGGAACCAUCCUCUGGUAAAGGUUGCUGGCCCCUCCAGUGCUAGGGGCUGUGAUUGUCUCCAAUUCAGGGGUCCCUGGUUAUGAGGACUCUGCAUUGGGUGAAGGGUGAGUCCAGGUACAGGGUGAGGAUUGAAAGCCAGGACCCAGUGGCUUCCACUCUGCGCAGGCCUCUGCCACCCUCUGGUACCUGUCUCCUCCCAGAUGAAGCUGUAGAUAGGUAAGGCCUUCAGGAAUGGGGAACUGAAGUGAUCACUAUCUUUAACGAUGUACUUUGUGAUAUCUCAGUGAAAUGGACUGAAUUCCAAGCAGUAGGGAUGGGACCUGUGCUCCUCCUUUUGGUAACAUGCACUCAACCACCGUGGCCAGGCCCCUACUUCCCCCUUCUGAAUCAAUGGAGUUUCUGAGACCUUGUAGCUGGGAUAAUGGGGCUCUAAGGACCAUUCUGGUUAGGAAGGAAGUAGGACAUUGCUGGGUUCUUGGUUACUGCACGUACAGGGAGGGAGGAAUUGCUGGGAGCUGUGGAAUUGGGAGAAGACAGCACUGAGAUGCCUGGGUUCCUAGAGUCAGAAAACACCCCAGCGGGCAAAGGAGACCCAUCCUCUUGUACCUGGACUCCUUUACCCUUCUUUCUCACAGCCACCCUUUCCUCAGCAAUCCUAGUCUUUAUUCUAUGCACAGAAGCAGUAAGGGCACCCCCAAGAUCAGGCUGAAGGGGUGAGGCCCAGGGAGAUCGCAAUGACUUCAGUGUGGAAGGUGGAGAAUAAAAAAGGUGGGGGGGGGGGAGGAGUGGAGUUGGAAAGAAUAUCACCAGGGGAAAAAAAAAAGGAUUAUUCUUCCACCUCCCUCUCACCCAAAUCCAGAAUCCAAGUCAGACUUGUCUCCAUUGGCCUAAACUGCCAAACCUGGAGAAGCCUCAUAUAAAUGCAGCCCAUAAUAGCUGGAAAGGAUCUCCACAGUUCCCAGGACCCUCUCAUUAUUUUCACCCCUGAUGAUUUGGGAGAUGUUUUUCCAAACAAGUCUCCCUUAAAGAAUAAUUCAUUCGCCCAUGUUAAAUUAGCUCAAGCUGAGUUUCUUAUUGUAGAUAAAUGCUUCCCAGGCCUCCAAUUAACUUCUAGGGCCUUGAGGAUCUUGGAAUGUCUGUGUUCUUUUCAAGUGUUUGCCGUACAAGUCCCAAGAGCACUUGUGGGCCCCCAUUCCUCCUUCCCAGGCCCUGAAGUCUAGAACCUCAAGGUGGAAAUCAGUGAUUUCAUUAUCUUGUGUCCUGUUUUACUGAAGGAGCAGGUCCAGAAAGGAGGUCAGCUUAACACAGCAGGUUGGAAGAAGGAUGGGGGUCUGAAACCAAGGUUCUUCAAGGUCCCACCAGAACACUCCCAGCCCUGAUCCUCUCUGCUCCUUUGACUCCAAGAAUCACUAGCCAUGCCCAAGGGGCUGAUUUUCCUCCCUCAGCACAAUUCUGGGUGUUUCUCCCCUCCAGGUUUUUUCUCCCUUGGGCAGUCAGCUCACACCCCUCCCCAUUUCAGUUUCCUACUCCCGCUCCCCAACUGACUACAUCUGUGCCAUCCUCAGUCCCUCCACCCCUACCCCUCUGCUAUUCCCCCAAGAGGGGAAGGGGGCCCCCAAGCUGGGGCUUCUGUACUGAGACUCUUUUGUACACCACAAUCUUUUUGUAUAUUUUUAAUUUUGCUGCAACAUGAGAUAUUAAAAGUCAUUUCAGUAUGUGC
Messenger RNA from Erinaceus europaeus (western European hedgehog), 8734 nucleotides. It is a transcript of the gene XKR7, whose product is annotated as XK related 7. The transcript has 3 exons. Lineage: Eukaryota; Metazoa; Chordata; Mammalia; Eulipotyphla; Erinaceidae. Bases 471 to 2216 code for a protein of 581 amino acids. Gene Ontology annotation, cellular component: plasma membrane. Gene Ontology annotation, biological process: phosphatidylserine exposure on apoptotic cell surface; apoptotic process involved in development; engulfment of apoptotic cell. The record is from RefSeq and is a predicted model, not a curated record.